This is a messenger RNA of Glycine soja, 1801 nucleotides long. RefSeq names its product probable arabinosyltransferase ARAD1. The coding region runs from base 83 to 1528 and encodes 481 amino acids. NCBI's taxonomy places the organism in Eukaryota, Viridiplantae, Streptophyta, Magnoliopsida, Fabales, Fabaceae. The record is from RefSeq and is a predicted model, not a curated record. Gene Ontology annotation, molecular function: glycosyltransferase activity. The transcript has 3 exons.
UCGAGUGUGUUCUAAAUCUAACACUGAAGCACAUCACAUCAUCAGCGAGUAGAGAAGAAACACACAGAAAACAAGGAAAGCAAUGCCUGUGAUCGCGGCAAAGCCCAACAAAAACCCCUCCUUAUACGUCCCCAAGCUCUUCCUCCUCUGCACCCUCUUCUCCAUUCUCUCCCUCGCCCUCUUCCUCUUCCUCAUCUUCCCCACCGCCACAACAACAACCACCCUCCACCCUUCUCUCUCUCCAUUCUCCUCUUCCACAAUCAACGUCUACGUCGCCGACCUCCCUCGAUCCCUCAACUACGCCCUCCUCCACACCUACUGGUCCUCUUUCUCCGAUUCCCGUCUCCCCACCGAUGCCGAUCACACCACUCCCCCUUCCUCCCUCCAUCGGACGGCUAAGAUUCCCCCUUACCCCGAGAACCCACUCAUCAAACAGUACAGCGCCGAGUACUGGAUCACGGGCGACCUCAUGACCCCUCCCCAACACCGCGCCACCUCCUUCGCGAAGCGCAUCCUCGACCCGCUUCUCGCCGACGUCGUUUUCGUCCCCUUCUUCGCCACGCUCAGUGCCGAAAUGCAGCUCGGCGCCAACAAAGGCGCCUUCAGAAAGAAGCACGACAACGACGAUUACAAGCGGCAGAGGCAGGUCAUGGACGCCGUUAAAAACACCCAUGCCUGGAACCGCUCCGGCGGACGUGACCACGUGUUUGUGCUAACUGACCCGGUGGCGAUGUGGCAUGUCAAGGACGAGAUUGCCCCUGCUGUUCUGCUUGUUGUGGAUUUUGGCGGUUGGUACCGGCUUGACUCCCGAGGUGGUUCAAACUGUAGCGAGAGUGAUGUGAUUCCGCACACGCAAGUUUCUGUGAUUAAAGAUGUGAUUGUGCCGUACACACAUCUGCUGCCCAGGUUGGACUUGUCGGAUAACAAGGAGCGGCACCAGCUUCUGUAUUUUAAAGGAGCUAAACAUAGGCACCGGGGAGGUAUAAUCAGAGAGAAGUUAUGGGAUCUAUUGGUUAGUGAACCUGGUGUUAUAAUGGAGGAAGGUUUCCCUAAUGCAACUGGGCGAGAACAAUCAAUAAAAGGGAUGCGAACAUCAGAGUUUUGCCUGCAUCCAGCUGGGGAUACACCCACUUCAUGCCGACUUUUUGAUGCAAUUCAAAGUCUUUGUAUACCUGUCAUUGUCAGCGACAACAUUGAGCUUCCAUUUGAAGGUAUGGUGGAUUAUGCAGAAUUUUCUGUCUUCGCAGCAGUUAGUGAUGCCCUGAAACCAAGCUGGCUAGUCAGUCAUCUUCAAAGCUUUUCAAAAGAGCAGAAAGACAGAUUCCGCCAAAAUAUGGCUCGGGUACAGCCCAUCUUUGUCUAUGAUAAUGGCCAUCCAGGUGGUAUUGGACCAAUACCUGCGGAUGGUGCAGUGAAUCAUAUAUGGAAGAAAGUUCACCAAAAACUGCCAAUGAUAAAAGAAGCCAUAAUUCGAGAGAGAAGAAAACCACCUGGUGUUUCAGUUCCACGGCGUUGUCAUUGUACUUGAAUUUAAGUAGUUCUUUAUAUUUUUCUACUUUUAAAGGGGCUAAGAUAUGGGUUAAUGUCUGGUUCGAUUUUCUUUCUUUUCUUUUUUCGGGUUGGGGGGCGUUUAAUUUUUUGGAUAGUGGGAUACUAAUGUGUAUGGUGUAGAAGUUAGUUGCCAUUGACCGUGAGUAGAGUGCUACUUAGUAUUUCAUUUUCGCUUCAUUCUUAUUGCACUUGAAUUAAUAUGUUACUACUUUCACUUGCAUAACAAAUCGUUGAUGUAUUGAAAUAUCAA